Messenger RNA from Chara braunii, 915 nucleotides. The record is from the annotation of a GenBank genome assembly. NCBI's taxonomy places the organism in Eukaryota, Viridiplantae, Streptophyta, Charophyceae, Charales, Characeae.
AUGGGGAGGGAGGAAGAGGCGGAGGAGGAGGAGGAGAGGAGAAGGUAAAAGAUCGCGAUAGGGAAGGAGGUGUAGGAGGAGAGAGAAGAUGGCGAUGGGGAAGGAGGAAGAGGAGGAGGAGGAGGAGGAGAGGACGAGGAAAAAGAUCGCGAUGGGGAAAGAGGAAGAGGAGGAGGAAAAAGAUCGUGAUGGGGAAGGAGGAAGAGGAGAGGGAAAAAGAUCGCGUUGGGGAAGGAGAUGUAGGAGGAGGAAGAAUAUGGCGAUGGGGAAGGAGGAAGAGGAGGAGGACGAGGAGGAGAGGAGGAGGAAAAAGAUCGCGAUGGGGAAGGAGGUGUUGGAGGAGGAAGAAGAUGGCAAUGGGGAAGGAGGAAGAGGAGGAGGUGGAGGAGGAGGAGGAGGAGGAAAAAAAUCGCGAUGGGGAAGGAGGUGUAGGAGGAGGAAGAAUAUAGUGAUCGGGAACGAGGAAGAGGAGGAGGAGGAGGAGGAGGAGAGGAGGAAAUAUGGCGAUGGGGAACGAGGAAGAGGAGGAGAAGAAGGAGGAGAGGAGUUAAAUGAUUGUGAUAGGGAAGGAGGUGUAGGAGGAGGAAGAAGCUGGCCAUGGGGAAGGAGGAAGAGGAGGAGGAGGAGGAGGAGAGGAGGAGGAGAGGAGGAGGAAGAGGAGGAGGAGAGGAGGAGGAAGAAGAUGGCAAUGAGGAAGGAGGAAGAGGAGGAGGAGGAGAGGAAGAGGAAAAAGUUUGCGAUGGAAAAUGUGGAGGAGGAGGAGGAAGAUAAUGGUGAAGGGGAAGGAGGAGGAGGAGGUGGAGGAGGAGUAGGAGUGGGAGGAGACUGUACCUCUGUUGGCUAGAGAGAUGAUGGCGCCUUCGGUACGAGGUUGCUGCAAUGGCGGCGCCCGUUUCCGGUAAAGCAGAUAGCAGC